Messenger RNA from Triticum aestivum (bread wheat), 1310 nucleotides. RefSeq names its product wall-associated receptor kinase 2. Gene Ontology annotation, molecular function: polysaccharide binding. Bases 493 to 1191 code for a protein of 232 amino acids. The transcript is spliced from 4 exons. The record is from RefSeq and is a predicted model, not a curated record. NCBI's taxonomy places the organism in Eukaryota, Viridiplantae, Streptophyta, Magnoliopsida, Poales, Poaceae.
AUUAUCGCCAAUCAUUGGAGUACACUUGGACCUUGAGAUAGGUUAUAGCUUCUCUAUUUCUGCACGUUUCGCCUACUCAUUGCCACGAACUUCUGCUCAUCUUGGAGACAUCUCUCAAGUUUUGCUCGGAGAAGAAGAAACUCCAAAACUCCAAGCCUGCGUGGGGAGUGAAGACGAUGAAGCUGAUUCGACCAGAUUAGUACAGCUAGCAGCGUGUGAUGUGAACCGCGUUGAUGAAUUUGAGCUCGGCGCGGUUGGUUGCGAGUACAGAUGGAAUCAGCAAACUGAAUCUGUCUCUCAGUUGAAGACUCUCUGUUAAAAGACUAACGGAGGAAACAAAAGGGCUCUAAGUCGUUCAGAAGGUUCAUCAAGUUCUCAACUUGAAUCAUGAAAUUUGGAUACUAUCUCGGAUUAUUUUGACAAAUAGCCAAUCCCGGAGUCAACUUCCACCAGAGUAGCACAGACGGAGAUCAGAGGAAGCAGUCCUCAGUGAUGUUAGCCAUGCCACAAGCAGUGCUUCUCCUUGCUGUCUCCUGUGCUGCGGUCCUCGCUGCUGGUGUCUCCGGCCAGCCGGUGUCGCCAGCAGCAGAGCGGACCAACUGUCCUGCAAAGUGCGGGGACGUAGAGAUCCACUACCCAUUCGGCGUCGGCCCUGGGUGCUCCGUGGACGCCGGCUUCGAGGUCACCUGCAACGAGACGACGACCCCUCCGAGCCUGCAGUUGGGCAACAUCAUUAUCGCCAACAUCACAUUGGAGAAGGCGCAGAUGGUGGUCUACACCUUCCUGACCUACAGCUGCCGCGUGCCGGGCAGCAACAAUACAGUGGACACGCAGACGAAUAGCAUGGAACUCAGCGUCAGCACCCCGUUCCUGGUGUCGCCGUCGGACAACGUGUUCACGUCCGUCGGGUGUAAUUCAUUGGCCCAGCUCGUUGGCCACAGCGGCACCUACUACCACACCGGCUGCAUCACCACGUGUGCUAGCGUGAACGAAACGGCAGAUGACGGCGCACCCUGCAGCGGGCACGGCUGCUGCGAGGCGUCAAUAAUGCCCGGCCUCUUCCUAGUCAACGUGAGUUGGUCCGACAGGGCGGAGGAGAGCGACUAUCAUGUGCCUGGCAACUUGUGCCAAUAUGCCUUCGUCGCCACCAAAGGCUGGUAUGUACUACUACUUGUUUCUUAUUUUUAUUAGUUUUUUAUAUAUUGAUUAUAUUAUAUGGCCAUUCAAAGGGUUAUAUAUGCAUAUAAAUUGUACUGCUAGCUAUUCUUGCUUCACUACUUAUUACCUUUUCAAGUUGAAUUUUUUUAUUA